Messenger RNA from Cynocephalus volans (Philippine flying lemur), 2226 nucleotides. It is a transcript of the gene CRCP, whose product is annotated as CGRP receptor component. Gene Ontology annotation, cellular component: RNA polymerase III complex. The record is from RefSeq and is a predicted model, not a curated record. Bases 113 to 559 code for a protein of 148 amino acids. Gene Ontology annotation, molecular function: nucleotide binding. Gene Ontology annotation, biological process: transcription initiation at RNA polymerase III promoter. Lineage: Eukaryota; Metazoa; Chordata; Mammalia; Dermoptera; Cynocephalidae. The transcript has 6 exons.
GCGGCGCGCGAGCCAAUGACCCGGGCGGCUCGGGGCUGGCGGCGGUAGCGGCGGCGGCGCCGUGGGAGUCUCCUCGUCCGCUGGCGGCUGGGGGCGGCGACGUGAGGGCGACAUGGAAGUGAAGGAUGCCAAUUCUGCACUGCUUAGUAACUAUGAGGUGUUCCAGUUACUAACUGAUCUGAAAGAGCAGCGUAAAGAAAGUGGAAAGAAUAAACACAGUUCUGGGCAACAGAACUUGAAUACUAUCACCUAUGAAACAUUAAAAUACAUAUCAAAAACACCAUGCAGGUACCAGAGUCCUGAGAUUGUCAGUGAAUUCCUCACAGCAAUGAAAAGCCACAAGUUGACCAAAGCUGAAAAGCUUCAGCUGCUGAACCACAGGCCUGUGACUGCUGUGGAGAUCCAGCUGAUGGUGGAAGAGAGUGAAGAACGGCUCACGGAGGAGCAGAUUGAAGCUCUUCUCCACACCAUCACGAGCAUUCUGCCUGAGGGGCCAGAGGCUGAGCAAAAGAAAACCACCAGCAAUGCCGAGACCAUGGACAAAGAGGACCCUGCAUAGAAGAGUGCAGCUGGCCCAGCAACUGUUUCCUGCAUGUUCCGAGGAUUGUUUGUUUGAUUUUACCCUUUCCCCCAACAGGCCUCAUUUCACAGUUAGGUGGGUAAAUGACAAAAAUAAGCUGAAAAGAAGUAUUUGUGCCUUGGGGACAAGAAGCAUGGUGAAGACAGGCUGUGGUUGUCAGGGCAGAGUGCUGAAGAGGGGAGGACAGUGACUGUGGACCCUGUGGUAGAACUGUUUCUUCUAUGGCCUUUGCCCCACUUGUGGGGAGGUCUAUGUGCACAGCUGGUAAAAUACUUGGGUUGCCUUUGAUGGGCUGAGUCCUAAUUAGUUUCAUCUGCUUCCCUAGAAAUUUCCCAAGCAGGGGCUUAGAGCACUGUUAGGAGAGUUGAAUUAUGAGAAUCUGACUAGAUGGCUAAAACCUCCUAGAGCAACAAAUUGAUGCUCCAGGUUAACAUGAGCUGCUGAACUUGGCUCACCUUAGAGGAAUUUCCUUGAGAACAGGAGAGAUAAGAACAGGCCUGGCUGACCCUUCAUCUGUUUUAAAGGCCCCUUUCCUCUGCUGGCAUAGGCUUUGUUUACUGGCUCACUGUUUACUGUUAAAUGUUAGAGAUCAGCUCAUUCUAUUUGGAAAGAGGCACUCUGCACUGAAUGACAGCGGCAGCAAAAGAACAGCGCUGGCUGUCUUUCUGACCACCCUCGGGUUCUUGCCCCAACACGGCAGAUUCUAUUUGGAAAGAGGCACUCUGCACUGAAUGACAGCGGCAGCAAAAGAACAGCGCUGGCUGUCUUUCUGACCACCCUCGGGUUCUUGCCCCAACACGGCAGCCCUGGGCAGGCACUGCCUGUUGACACCAGGGGAGCUUCAUUUGCCCCAUGGGCUAAUCGUUUGCCCCUUUACAAAAGGCACAGUUAUGUAGCUCUUUUCAUGAGCAGAAUGUGUAAGACCCAGAAGUUGAUCAAUAAGAAUUUGAAUGUGCUAGCUGUUGGAAGAAUACAUCCAUUUUUGAAUUUAAAAUAUUAAGAUAAUUACCAUGUGGAGACCUUUUUAAUAUUCAGACUUUGGAAAGUUUAGUAGCUGCAGGCAUGCGGUUGCCUUAAUUCCUAAGAAUAUUGCUAAAAAUCUGGUUUCCCACAUUUACUCUGUUCCCUGUUUAGGGAAGAAAAUGCCCAUAGAUAUUAAUUUUCCAAAUUGGUGCUCAUUUUGUUGUAAGAUUACAUAUUUUCAAUGCUACUGUUAAUUAGAUGACUUCUGACCCCCUUGCAAUUCCUAGUUUACUUGAACUUUCCUACUCAUCCCCAUCCCAUCCCCGUCCCAUCCCCUACAAUUGACUUCAGUUAUGUCCAUCUUAACCUUAUCAUCUAAGGACUACCUGAAUUCUCUUUACAGGCAACAUCGAAAGUAACAGAUUUUGUUUUUACAUCUCUCUUGAAUAUCGGGAAUCUGUCAGGAGCUGUCGAUUUCUUUGUCAAGGCAUACAUGUGCCUAUGUCACUAUUGUCUCUUUUUAACCUUAGGUGUGUUAGGUGGUUUUUCUUGAUGGGUUUAGGACUUAAUCUAGUUAUUAAUAAUAAAUGGUUUCCAGGUGAUUGUCAACCUGUGACAUUUUAUAAAUCUUUGAAGAGUUUGUAUUGUCAUGGCUAGAGAGAAAUAAAGUGAAAUCUGACUUA